This is a messenger RNA of Eptesicus fuscus (big brown bat), 1450 nucleotides long. RefSeq names its product solute carrier family 25 member 20 (gene SLC25A20). Gene Ontology annotation, molecular function: O-acyl-L-carnitine transmembrane transporter activity; low-density lipoprotein particle binding. Bases 85 to 990 code for a protein of 301 amino acids. Gene Ontology annotation, biological process: positive regulation of neuron projection development; mitochondrial transport; carnitine transmembrane transport. Gene Ontology annotation, cellular component: mitochondrial envelope. The record is from RefSeq and is a predicted model, not a curated record. NCBI's taxonomy places the organism in Eukaryota, Metazoa, Chordata, Mammalia, Chiroptera, Vespertilionidae. The transcript has 9 exons.
AAAGUGGGUGAAAGGUCGGCGGAGCCGGAGCGGCGGGGGCGGUGCAGCGAGGCGGCAGGGAACGUCCUGACAGACAGCCGGACCAUGACGGACCAGGCGAAGCCCAUCAGUCCGCUGAAGAACCUGCUGGCCGGCGGCUUCGGAGGCAUGUGCCUGGUGUUCGUGGGGCACCCGCUGGACACGGUCAAGGUCCGACUGCAGACGCAGCCCCCGAGUUUGCCUGGACAGCCUCCCAUGUAUUCUGGGACCUUUGACUGCUUCCGGAAGACUCUUAUGAGAGAGGGCAUCACGGGGCUGUACCGGGGCAUGGCUGCCCCCAUCAUCGGGGUCACCCCCAUGUUCGCGGUGUGCUUCUUCGGGUUUGGUUUGGGGAAGAAACUGCAACAGAAACACCCAGAAGACGUGCUCAGCUACCCCCAACUGUUUGCAGCUGGGAUGCUGUCAGGCGUCUUCACCACCGGGAUCAUGACCCCUGGAGAAAGGAUCAAGUGCCUGUUACAGAUCCAGGCUUCUUCCGGGGAAACCAAGUACACCGGCGCCCUGGACUGCGCGAAGAAGGUGUACCAGGAGUCCGGGAUCCGGGGCAUCUACAAGGGCACUGUGCUGACCCUCAUGCGAGAUGUUCCAGCCAGUGGGAUGUAUUUCAUGACAUAUGAAUGGCUGAAAAAUAUCUUAACUCCCGAGGGAAAGAGCGUCAGUGAGCUCAGCGUGCCUCGGAUCCUGGUGGCUGGGGGCGUCGCAGGGAUCUUCAACUGGGUUGUGGCGAUCCCCCCGGACGUGCUGAAGUCCCGCUUCCAGACUGCACCUCCUGGGAAAUACCCCAAUGGUUUCCGAGACGUGCUGAGGGAGCUGGUCCAGAACGAAGGGGUCACGUCCUUGUACAAGGGGUUCAACGCCGUGAUGAUCCGAGCCUUCCCAGCCAACGCGGCCUGUUUCCUUGGCUUUGAAGUCGCCAUGAAGUUCCUUAAUUGGAUCACCCCCAACUUGUGAGGCUGAAGGCUGCUCGAGGCUCCUGGAUGCUGGAAACUUCCCGAAGAGGAGCGGUGGGCAGGACGAGGCCGUCCUGAAGGGGGCGGGGGGAGAGGUCAGAGCUCUGUGCAGGGACUUGCUGAGACCGACCGUGUGCCUUAAUGACAUCCUCCACCUGGUGUGCCGUUUGAAACUUGAAGUCGCUCUUGCCAGUUUAAGGGAUCUCAGGAGGAUUUUGAGACGGGGUCAGGAGCUUCUAGACCGGAUACCCGCUGUGGCCAGAGUGCUGUCCACGGAUUGGUUGACUGCUGGCCCUACUGUACCCCAAACACUAGUCUCAAAAGAGGAACUCUCAGCCUUUCCCUGGAGGCACCAUGCAUGUUUACAGCCAGCUGGCCAGGAGCCGAGUCUCCUUUGAUCCCUAGCCAGGAACCCCCACCAGAUGUCAGGGUGUCAGCCCAUCUGACAUGCACGGGGGCGG